AUGAUGUUCAUAAAUGGAUCUUCUACAAGAUUCCUUUGUGAACGAAUCAAACAGGAGCAUGGUUUUGACAUCCUCAAUGAUCCAAUCCCUACUUGGUAUAAACCAGACCCAUGGAUUCCUCAAUAUCUCAAGAGAAUAAUUUUCAUGAACAAAUCUUCCAAUAUUAGAUUGUGGCAUUCGAGUGACCAAUGGCAUGAAAAAAAUCUCAUCCCUUACGGAAAAUUCCCUAAAGGUUUAAGACAAUUCCUGCUCUAUAAAGAUUGGAACAGAUUAAGUAUGUGGGUUCCUGACCCUAAAAAUUUACAAGUGAAAUUACAUAAUGACAUCAAACAUUCCAAUCAUGUCACCCAAAUUCGCAACAUUCUCAAUAGCAUGGAUUUUGGAAAAAUCAAAGACGAAAGCAAAUACUACAAAUAUGUUGGUAACAACACAUCCAUGUCAAACCUCUUGAACAAAGCUACACUAAUUGGUACUGACGGAUCGUGUAACAAUAAUAUUGCUGGAUACGGUAUUGUAACUGAUCAGAAUGUUUCCAUCUCAAGUCACACCUUAGGACAAGGAACUUCCUACAACAGUGAAGUUCAAGCGCUCCACACAGUUGUUAGAUUGCUAGAUAACAACACUCCUAGAACAAUAGUCAUAGAUGCGAAAAGUAUUUAUGACCAACUUUUCCAAUUCAGAAAAUCUAGAGAUCCUUAUGUCGAAGAAAUUCGUAAUUAUUUAAAAAUGAAGGAUCAGAUCAAAAUUAUGCAUGUUAAUAGUCAUACAGGUAAACAAGAUAUCUAUAGCCGCAUAAAUGAAUUAGCAGAUAGGGCUGCUAAGAAAGGUGCUGAUUGUAACAAUAUUCUUACAAAUAUUCCAUCCAAUAAUUGGUAUAUUAUUAUCAACAAUGUAUUAUACACUCAAAACACUAGACAAACAAUGUACAAACUUAUAUUUCAACGCCUCCACAAAAGAACAUAUACGCCAAAGAACCUUCCUCCCAAGAACAGAAAGUUCACCAACAUUUACCCCUCAAUAGGAAUCGGUUUCAGAACCUUAAAUCUAAUAUUUAAAAUUAGAGUGAACGUGAUGAAGACUUUGGAAAAUUUAAACAAGAUAUCCAAGACGAACUUGCUAUGUCCUUGCUGUAGUAGAGAGACAAUGCAACACAUUAUUUUUGAAUGUAAAUACUAUAGUGAUAUAAGAAAAGAAAUGUUUAGGAAUUUAUAUAAUAUCUCAAUAUAUGCAAAGAAUAACAAGAAGUUCUCCAAACGACUAUUGUACCUCAUCAAGACUAAACAAGAUAUCCAUAGCCUAACAGGUGCUAAAGUUGGAUUGGGUAAGAAAUGGGACAAAGUAUUUACUAAGGAAGCUUAUCGAUCUAUUACUAAAAUGUGGAUGAAACGAAAUCAUUUUUUCAUGGAAGAAUUGAAACUCACCUGGAAUGAAUUUGAACAACAAUACGAUUUUAAUCCCAAUUUCAUUGAUUUGAACAAGUUUAAACUAUACAUGAAAUACCCACGACCAUGA
Messenger RNA from Naegleria fowleri, 1512 nucleotides. RefSeq lists its product as uncharacterized. Lineage: Eukaryota; Heterolobosea; Eutetramitea; Acrasida; Naegleriidae. Gene Ontology annotation, molecular function: RNA-DNA hybrid ribonuclease activity; nucleic acid binding. The transcript has a single exon. The record is from RefSeq and is a predicted model, not a curated record. Bases 1 to 1512 code for a protein of 503 amino acids.